AUGGCUAUGCUACUUGACAUGCCUGUCAUUUUGUUAUUUGAUACUGGCGCUUCACAUUCUUUUAUAUCGGACUCUUGUGUUGAUACCUUGAAACUGCGUACUGAACCAGCUGAAUAUAAAAUUAAGGUAACCUCACCCGUCGGAGGAAUUAUAGAAAUCACUCGAACUUGCUCGAACAUAGAAGUUUUAUUGGGGGAACAUAGGAUCCUAGUUAGUAAUUUGAAGGUCUUGAAAAUGUGUGAUGCUGACCUUAUACUAGGAAUGGAUUGGUUGGCCGAAAACCAUGUCACCAUCCAAUACAAAGAAAGAAAAUUUUUCUUUCAAAACACAAGCGAAGAACGAACAAGCUUCUAUGGGGUCACCAUGAAUAAACGAAAAUCCAUAAUCUCUGCCUUACAAGCAACAACAUUAAUAAGAAAAGGGUAUCCCGCUUACCUCGUUUACCUGAACGAGGAACAUAAGAAAAAAAUAGAAAUCGGGGAUGUGAAUGUCGUGUGUGAGGUUCCAGACGUGUUUCUUAAUGUUCUACCUGGGUUACCACCUGAUAGACAACUAGAAUUUAACAUUGAUUUGGAACCUGGAUUUGCCCCAAUAUCAAAAGCACCAUACCGGAUGGCGGCAAAGGAAUUGGGAGAACUCAAGAUACAGUUACAGGAACUCAUGGAUCUAGGCUUUAUCAGACCUAGCACUUCACCAUGA
This is a messenger RNA of Salvia splendens (bonfire salvia), 699 nucleotides long. RefSeq lists its product as uncharacterized. Gene Ontology annotation, molecular function: aspartic-type endopeptidase activity. The coding region runs from base 1 to 699 and encodes 232 amino acids. Lineage: Eukaryota; Viridiplantae; Streptophyta; Magnoliopsida; Lamiales; Lamiaceae. The transcript has a single exon. The record is from RefSeq and is a predicted model, not a curated record. Gene Ontology annotation, biological process: proteolysis.